This is a messenger RNA of Mollisia scopiformis, 1536 nucleotides long. RefSeq lists its product as uncharacterized. The coding region runs from base 383 to 1435 and encodes 350 amino acids. Gene Ontology annotation, biological process: protein phosphorylation. Gene Ontology annotation, molecular function: protein kinase activity; ATP binding. The transcript has 3 exons. The record is from RefSeq and is a predicted model, not a curated record. Lineage: Eukaryota; Fungi; Ascomycota; Leotiomycetes; Helotiales; Mollisiaceae.
UUCCACACACCCUCAACGAAACAAAAUCCGACAAGCACGACCGGUAGCACCGGCAACUCUCCAUUGCUUUCGAAUCCUCAUCUGCCAAAGUCUCACUACAGCUGGCAACAUAAGCUAAUUGUCUUUGAGCACUUCCAGAACACAGGUGUGUAAGGCUGAGACGGUGAGGAGGGGCAUUCAUUACUACACACGACCUUGUCACUGCGACCGCCAGUGGCAUUCAGAUCCUACCUAGGCAUGCAUAGCGACUAUACCGAGCAAUAGAAACCUCUGCGAGAGACGAAAACUUCUUUGGGUACCACCGAUAUUCAGCCAUCGAUCAUCCAGACCCUGCUGGUCAUCGAAAGAGAGACUCGAGGCCAGCCUAGAAAGACAAAUCGAUAUGCGAGCUUUUCAUUGGAACAAUGCGACUAGAAGGGAAGACUUGGCCAAAGCCAUACGCUAUGAACUAGACGCCGCACUCAAAUGCCGCAAUAAAGAUAGCCACGAGUUCAUCUGUCUGGAUGAUAUCGAGAAGAUCUGGACCCUCCAAAGAAUACAGAGCCUUUCCAAAGGUCUGCCAUGGGACAAACCUGCCUUGCACGAAAGAGCAUUGGCAGACUAUAGACUAGUGCUAUCUGUAUUAGUAUGGAUUCACUGGGAUGGGUGGAGCGACUUUGGGAAGGUAUUUUUGGAGCACGUUGAUCGUAGACGUAUAUUUGAUCGAGAGGAUAGAUAUUUGCCCUUCGAUGCUACCACCGAGCUACUUACUCAACAAAACCAUAAUAACGAGUUUCUCAAACGACAAUAUAUCUUCAUACCCAUUGAACUAGCCGAAGAAGGAUCGAAUCAGCACGCCACGAAUAAAGACGAUUAUGAGGCUCUUUACCGAAUGCCUUUUCUGGACACAAAAGUGAUAGGAACAGGUGCAACUGGAGACGUUUUCAAGGCACUCAUAGCGCCAAAGUACUUCCUCUAUGAACAGGGGCACCAAAAUUUAAAGCCAAUGUGGGUUGCUAUCAAACGAAUACAACGAUCGGAUGAAGUUAAAGUCAAGAACUUUACCGCGGAACAGAAAGCUCUCAGGGUCUUCAAACAGUGUCUACAAAAGCAUGAGAAUAUCAUGCAUAGUUUCUUGAGUUUUACGCAUGGCGCCCAUUUCGUCAUUAUAUCACCACUUGCAGAUCUUGAUCUUGCGGCCUUUUUUUCUGGCGUUUACGACGGGUUCGAGGCUCGUCAGCGCAGUUUCACUCCUUUCGAUUUAUUUCAAGAAGCAGCUUGUCUCGCAGGGGCUCUCCAUUUCCUACACAAUGGCCUUGAGUUACGAGGAAGCAAGAUAGCAUGUGCGCAUCUAGACUUCAAACCUGAUAACCGGGAGGCGAGCAGAACCAGGAUUUAUUGCAAACGAAAGCUCUUGAGACAGCUCCCGGCUCCCGGCUCCCAACUUCCUUUUUGAUGUUUUACUAUGCUAAUUCGUUGCAGUAUACUGGUGAGAUGGACCUAUAACGCUCAAUCUACGUCGGUCGGUCAAUGGCUGAUUCACGAUUUUGGGACAUC